AUAGUCUAGACAAAAAGUCAUGUCAAAAUAAAUUAAGUGCAAUUUUAUGUCGAACGAAACGUGUCGAGAUGUUGACAUUGACAGAUGACGUGACAGCACUUUGUUGAUAAAGUGCUCGCGGUCAGUCAGUUUCAGUUUUGGUUUUCGUGAAGUUGAUUAUUUUGUGAUGUUUAUAUAAAUGCUGUGAGAAAUCCUAAAAAUGAACAAGGUCAAAAAGCGAGAGCGCAACGUAAACUUUACCCGCGAAGAGACAGAGCAACUCAUUUCGCUCAUAGAAGCACACAAAUACACGAUUGAAAACAAAAAAAGUGGUGCUGUGACUUGGCAUGAAAAGGAGAAGGCAUGGAAAGCUAUAGAAGUGAAGUUUAAUAGGUCUGGACACCCCGCCACCUUUAGGAAUUCGAAACAUCUAAAGUUGAAGUAUGAAGCACUCAAAAGAGAUACGCGAAGGAAGAUCAUGCGCAUUGGCAGUCCCAACGAACUUCCUCUGACACCAGUGGAGAAUAGAGUGAAAGACUUGAUGUUAAUUGGUGCUGAAGGAAGUAUGGAAGUCAACCCUGACUGCCUACGAGAUGUUAGUGAAAAUGUGGAAUCGACAAUUUAUUCCGAAGAACCUGGUCAGUUUGUCAACGUAAAAGUAGAAGUAGAUGUUGAUACAGCUGAUAAUUCAGAUUCAAGUACCAUUACUUCAGAAACUUCUAACAAAGAAGCAAAAAAGCGCUGUCUGUCAGUAUUAGAGGAAGUAAUGAUUGCGUCGAGACAGACAUCAAUAGAAACAAAUCAAUAUCAGGAAGAACCAUUGGCUGAAUGGGAAAAUUGUCCAAAAUCUAAGAAGCACCGUGUUUUGAAUCAUGUAAAAGAAAAAUGUAAUGUUGAUCAGUUUGCCGAGAGAAAGAUGGAAGUUUUGGUGAUGCAAAAAAAGUUGAUUCAACAAGAGUUGGCAUUGAAAGACCUAAAAACUCAACUAGUAAGAGAUGAAAUACGACAUAAACAGGAUAUUUUUGAUUUACAGAAAGAAGAAAUUUUAUUAAAAAUCCAAAUAUUAAAGGCUGAAUUAGAAUAUAAGAAAAAGUUGUUAUGAUACAAUUUGUUUUAUUCCACUGUUGUCUUUUGUGUUAGUCCCUAUUUUUGAUUUCUGACACAAACUGGUGUCUAACAUAAUAGUUUGUCGGUCAAAUAGAUGAACCAAAUUCACUUUUAGAUGUUUUUAAUUUGUAUUUUUAUUUGAUUCCUGAAAA
This is a messenger RNA of Plodia interpunctella (Indianmeal moth), 1238 nucleotides long. Its product is annotated as myb/SANT-like DNA-binding domain-containing protein 4. Bases 200 to 1081 code for a protein of 293 amino acids. The record is from RefSeq and is a predicted model, not a curated record. NCBI's taxonomy places the organism in Eukaryota, Metazoa, Arthropoda, Insecta, Lepidoptera, Pyralidae. The transcript has 4 exons.